Messenger RNA from Coregonus sp. 'balchen', 3680 nucleotides. Lineage: Eukaryota; Metazoa; Chordata; Actinopteri; Salmoniformes; Salmonidae. The record is from the annotation of a GenBank genome assembly.
AUGGCUGCAGUGCCGACUGGGCCUAGCAGCGCAUUGCCAGCAUCCCCGGCUGAAAUUAUUCCCUUCCCCGGGGAUGGGAGUUUCGAACCUGGGGAAGGGGAGCAGCUCGGCUGCGGUCGGGAGGGCUCUGUAGCCUCGGGGGCAGGACAGGAGCAGCAGGUCAGCGAGGACAAACGGGCAAGUAAGAAAAAACAGAAAAACAUGCUAUCGCAUGGUAACCCGGCUGCGCUACACCUCAAAACGCAAGCCCUGCAGGAACAGCAAAUGAACGGCUUGGUCAGUCCGUCGGAAAACCGACCCAAAAAUCCGAGACCGUCCACGGAGUACUGUGACAACAGCAGUUUUGGAGACGACCCGAGCGACAAAAACAAUAGCGACCAUUGCUGCCAACAUGAGGACCACAGUCCGUGUUCGAAAGGCAGCCACCCUCACUUGAACAACAAUAGCAUGAACGGUAUGCUGACUAUCACAAGAACUGAGGCUAUCCAAAGCCACCCUGUAACGGGAGACCGCCCCGGUGGUAACGUUAGGAAAGGGGAAUGCGACCCCAAGGAAGCCCCUCGUCCACCGAGGCAGCAGCCUCCAGACUGUGAAGGCCCCGGCGAGCCCCGGGCUGGAGUAGAGAGUGAACCCGACGCCACAUACCAGCCGCCGGUGUCAGAACUAGCGAGACUGGAUCUGAACUGCUCGCCUGGCCGAGGAGAGGAAGAGAGCCAGGGGAUUCAUUAUGUCCGCUACGAGUCCGAGUUACAGAUGCCAGGAAUCAUGAGGUUGAUCACCAAGGACUUGUCUGAGCCCUAUUCCAUUUAUACCUAUAGGUACUUCAUCCAUAACUGGCCGCAGCUCUGCUUUCUGGUGAGUAUGACAUUAUAAUAAUUGAUUGGAUUUAUAUAGCGCUUUUCUAGCAACUGAGGUACUCAAACCGCUUUACAUAGUAAGGGGGGAACUCACCUCAUCCACCACCAAUGUGCAGCAACCACCUGGGUGAUGCACUGCGACCAUUUUUGUGCCCGAACGCUCACCACAUGAUAUGUGCCAUGGGAAUUUUUAUGACUACAGAGUCAGGACACCUGUAUAACGUCCCAUCUGAAAGACAGCACCCUACCGAGGGCAAUGUCCCCUUCACUGCCCUGAGGCAUUGGGAUCUCCUUAGACCAGAGGGAAGAGUAACCCCUGCUGGCCCUCCAACACCACUUCCAGCAGCAUCUGGUCUCCCUUCCAGGGACCGACCCUGCUUUGCUUCAGAGGCAAGCCAGCAGUGGUAUGCAGGGUGGUAUGCUGCUGACAUGACACUAUCUAUAGCCCUCAAACUCAUCUCUGGACCACUGCAUGUUUUCAUUGUUCCCCUCUAAUCAGGGACUGAUUUAAGACCUGGGACACCAGGUGUGUGCAAAUCAUUAUCAGGUAGAACAGAAAACCAGCAGGCUCCGGACCUCGUAGGGUAAGAGUUGAAUUCCCUUGAUCUAUAUUAAAACACCUUCAUGACUUGACUUAGGUGUGGUUGGGGAAAAUUAGCAAAAUAAACAGGCCAACUAGUGUCCCUUAGCACAGUUUUGAUGUAGGCCUAUUGUUACUGUGUCGGCUUCUAUUGUGUUAUUAUCCUGUCAGUCUGUAAUCUAAUCCUGGUCUUUUGACAUUCCUAAAGUUCCAGUUAAAUUGUAGGCUUCUCUUUAGGUGGAUCCAGACAAGUGUCAUAUAGGCUAAAUGAGAAGAGUAGCCCUUCCACCCUCCCUUCUUCCUCCCUGUUGUGUUGUCUGACAGUGAAACUGUUUGUUUUUAGGUUGGACUAAAAGGGCUGGUGGGCUAGGCCUAGGGUUGGUUAGGGUGUGACUUCUAGUGUAGGCGUGCACUAUAUUUAAUAACCUUGAGGUGUGUCACACGGCAACAGUUGAACAUGAUGUGGCAUGUACGUGCGCGCACACACACAUCCCCUUGGACAGCCUUGGGACUCCUUCUAUAUAGUGUUGCAGCCUCAGACGCUUGCUGACUGUGAAACACUUGCAAGUCUCUUUCAAGUCAUUCACUUUUCUAGUCUUGACGUUUUCAUUUGGUAUUUUGAGGUGAACUCUAGGCUAAUAUGAAACCAUUUUAGGUACACAAAUUCAGAAAUUUGCUGUUGAUCUGUCUCCCUCUCCAUAGAGGACUUAGCCAUUGUCAUCAUUGUAACCAUGAUUAUUUAUAUUCAAUAUGAUUUCUGUCUACUGCCAUUUAGUGACCUCUAGGAAGGAGGAAGCGCCAUGUGCAGUGUAAUCAAACUAGAGAUCAGGGUAGAUGUGUUCUGGAUGCUCAUUGGCUAGAAGCAUUGGUUUUGUUUACCUUUUGGUUUUGUUGGGUCAAAAGAAAGCUUUAAAAACUUUAGGUUAGACACAGCACAAACAUGUUGGUUCAUUUCCAGGCCAUGGUGGAGCAGGAGUGUGUGGGGGGCAUUGUGUGUAAGCUGGACAUGCACAAGAAGAUGUUUCGUCGUGGCUACAUCGCCAUGCUGGCUGUGGACUCCAAACACCGGAGGAAAAGCAUUGGUGAGAACCGGCGCGCUCUUUGUCAUUUUCUCAUGGCGACCUAUCACACUUUAUUAACCUAGCCCUUUUCGCAAAAAGGUUUGAUCUAAAAGUGCUAUAUCAAUUCCAUUUUCUCUCUGCAAACUUCUAUAUGUGCAAUCCCACUGAAUUGAUUGUCUGUGUGUUUUCAGGUACUAACCUGGUGAAGAAGGCCAUCUAUGCCAUGGUAGAGGGGGACUGUGAUGAGGUAAGAGGAUUGGUACUGUCUGUCUGAUGGUGAUGUCCCAAGGCCCUGUUGUCCGUCUGGUUCCUACACUCAGCUAGUGGCCCUGACUGCACUGGUACUGAUGGAUUAAAGGCACAAACUUGGAUUCAAACCACAACAAAGCGGCCACCUGCCACUUUAUUCGUAAACAGCUGAGGGGGGGGGGGGGGGGGGGGGGGAGUUUAACAAAACUUAUUUAUUUAUUUUAUUUUGCUUAUUAGGCAUUUAUAAUUUAUAUUCUUCAAUAAUCAAUUGCUAUAGCUAUGCAUUAAUUUUUAAGUCCAAAAAUGUAUGUAGAAAUACCAGAUUACCCAUUUAACCUGAUAUUGUGUAUCCAGACCAAAAAAAAGGUGCUCAACAGCUCUAGUGAAUAAAAUUGAUAGAAUAGAAAAAUAACUUGUGCACCUCUUGCUUAUAAAAUUCACACAGAAUGACUCAUCCCAUUUUAUUAUGGUUAAUGCUGUUUCUCUUCUCUUAUGACAAAAACAAACAAAGCAAAAUGAUCCAACCACUACUUGUAUUGCUUCAGCUCUGACAAUCUCUCUCUCUCUCUCUCUCUCUCUCUCUCUCUCUCUCUCUCUCUCUCUCUCUCUCUCUCCUCUCUCUCUCUCUCUCUCUCUCUCUCUCUCUCUCAGGUGGUUCUUGAGACUGAGAUCACUAACAAGUCAGCUUUGAAGCUGUAUGAGAACCUGGGUUUUGUCAGAGACAAGCGGCUCUUCAGAUAUUACCUGAACGGCGUGGACGCGCUGAGGCUCAAACUGUGGCUCCGCUAGAGAGAGGAGGAUGACAGGUGCUGCCCACUUACUGAACCAACUCCACAGCCUCAGUCACACACAUACACCCUUAUGCACACGCACGAAUAUUCCCAUACAUAUGCAUACACAUAGACACACGCACACUACUCAUACAGACAUACA